GACCCCGGAAGUAUUGUGUGUGUCCCGCACGUGGGCUGCUGUGUGUGCGGGAGGGAUGGCGGAUUCGGGCGCAGCCGGCGGACAGCUCAUCAGCGAGGGGGAUUACGUGGUGCUGAAGAGAGAGGACGUAUUUAAAGCGGUCCAGGUGCAGAGGAGGAAAAAAGUAAUAUUUGAAAAGCAAUGGAUAUUCUUGGAUAACGUCAUUGGUAAACAUUACGGCACAGUGUUUGAGAUAACCGGAGGCGGAAAUCUUCAGACCAAGAGUAAUGUGGUAGCUUCCGCAGAGCCUAAGGAAGCAGGUGCCGACAACCGUAAUAUAGUUGACGAUGGCAAAUCCCAAAAGCUGACGCGGGAAGACAUCGAGGCUCUGAAGGAAAAGGGCAUCAAAGGCCAGGAAAUUGUCCAGCAGCUGAUCGAGAACAGUGCAACUUUUCGUGACAAGACUGAAUUCGCACAAGAAAAGUAUAGAAACAAAAAGAAGAAAAAGUAUGAAGCUAGUAUUACAAUUUUAAAGCCUUCCACCCGUAUUCUUGCCAUAAUGUACUAUGCAAGGGAACCUGGAAAAAUCUGUCAGCUCCGAUAUGACACAUUGGCCCAGAUGCUCACAUUAGGAAAUAUCCAUGCAGGCAGUAAAGUGCUAGUCAUGGAAACAUGUGCUGGUUUAGUUCUGGGAUCGGUAAUGGAGCGCAUGGGAGGAUAUGGAUCUGUAGUUCAGAUGUACUCAGGUGGUGGACCUGUCAGAGCCGCAACAGACUGCUUUGGGUUUCCGAAGUCUUUCUACGAAACACUGUAUGAGUUUCCUCUCAUCAAACUUGAUGCUUUGAUCUCUGGAACUGGGCAUUACUCUUGUCAGGUUAUUCCUGCUGAGGAGAAUGCAGAAAAGACUGAUGAAGAAAGCAGCAGGUCAGACUGUGAAAAACAAGAAGCUUCUCGAGAUGUUGUUGGGGACUGUAUAGCUGAAGAAUCUGAAGAAAGUAUGGAAACUAGUCGACCAGAAAAUGAAGAAGGGUUGAAAAGUUGUGGAAAUGUCUCAGCAAACCACAAAGGAAGUCGGAAUCUCGACAAGGAACAAUUUGCCAUAGAAAAGAAGCGUAAACAAGAUGAGAGGAGAAAGAGGGAGUCAGAAGCGGCAAAGCUGUUACAAGACAGAAAUGCUGAUGGGCUCAUUAUAGCCUCUCGAUUCCACCCUACACCUCUGCUACUUACAUUGCUAGAAUUUCUUUCUCCUUCGAGGCCUUUUGUUGUCUACUGCCAAUAUAAAGAGCCUCUCCUUGAAUGUUAUACGAAACUUAGAGAAAAAGGUGGCGUGAUUAACCUCAAGCUCUCGGAGACCUGGCUACGGCAUUAUCAGGUCCUGCCAGACCGAAGCCACCCGAAAUUGGUGAUGAGCAGUGGAGGAGGUUACAUACUCCAUGGUAUCACUGUAGCUAGAGACACAACAAAGGCCAACAAAAGUUCUCCAGAAGGAACCGAAGAACCAGCACCAAAAAAGCUGAAAGUUGCAGAAGACACAAGUUAAAUGUUAUUUUCAGUUUCAUGAGACCAACACCAAAACAUCAGCACGCAGAGGAUUUUUUUUUGUCCCCCUCAUUUUAUACAUUUUGGUUGCUAAUGUCCAUUUGUUUUUUUGUUUUUUUUUAGUGGUCAUAGUGUCAAAAUACAGUUUGUUUUGUACACAAA
Messenger RNA from Bufo bufo (common toad), 1680 nucleotides. It is a transcript of the gene TRMT6, whose product is annotated as tRNA methyltransferase 6. The transcript is spliced from 11 exons. The coding region runs from base 56 to 1519 and encodes 487 amino acids. Gene Ontology annotation, cellular component: tRNA (m1A) methyltransferase complex; nucleus. Gene Ontology annotation, biological process: tRNA methylation. NCBI's taxonomy places the organism in Eukaryota, Metazoa, Chordata, Amphibia, Anura, Bufonidae. The record is from RefSeq and is a predicted model, not a curated record.